AUGGAUACUCACCCUACACCACUCAGUACACCUGAGUACAGGACCAGGAUGCCAUAUCCUCAAAAAUUCUGUCAAGCUGAAAAGGACAAGAAAUUUGCUAGGUUUGCGGAUUACCUCAAAACCGUAGAGAUCAAGAUCCCAUUUGCAAAAGCCCUUGAAAAAAUACCCUCCUAUGCCAAAACCCUACCAGAGAAACUUCAAGACCUUGGGAGCUUUGUGAUACCCUGUACUCUCGGAGAUGGUUACACAAGGAAAUCCCUAUGUGAUCUUGGAGCAAGGAUCAAUCUGAUGCCCUUAUCACUACUAAGGAAUCUUGGGACUCAAGAAGUGAAGCCCAUCCGCAUCUGCCUUCAGCUUGCUGAUGGCUCCAUCAAGUUCCCCUCAGGGGUAGUUGAAGACAUGAUUAACACAAGAAUAUUUCCAUCAUUCUUUCUGGCUACAAGAAGAACCUUCAUUGAUGUGCAAAAAGGGGAAGUGACACUGAGAGUCAAUGAGGACCAAUACGUACUCAAUGCUGUCAAAGCUAUGCAGUACCCUGACACCCCAGAGGAAUGUAUGAGGAUUGAUAUUAUCGACCCCCUGGUGGAAGAGGUACAUGCAAUUGAGAGACUCGAGGAGGAGCUGGAUGACAUCCUGGGGGAUGACACGUGA
Molecule: messenger RNA, 651 nt
Organism: Arachis ipaensis
Lineage: Eukaryota; Viridiplantae; Streptophyta; Magnoliopsida; Fabales; Fabaceae
Source: RefSeq, a predicted model, not a curated record